CUCACGUUGAUUGUUAAGCUGAGGAUAUUUUGCAGUAAAAUUGACCCGAUUCAGGUGUUGGUGCUGAGAGUGCGAUGCUCUAUGUUUCAUCCGCAGUGCGAUGCUGAGACAAAGUUUGGGGCUUUUUGUGGAGAAUGAAUUUUGGGAGUUGUGAUACGAAGUUCAUUCAUUUCAGAGAAGUGCUGCGGGCGAUGAACACCACUUGGUUCUUUGGGACGCUGUUCCACGUGGUGACCUACGCAACGGUCACCUUCUGGGCCAUUUCUCCGGCGUUGAAGGGAGAAUUUGCACUGCUGUUGCCGUCGUGGUUUCCUUUUGAUUACCGUCAAUCGGCUUGGGUAUACGGAGCAGUUUGGUUUUAUCAAACACUUUCGUUGUACAUCUGUGCGACCUUUAACGUGGCCACUGAUACCAUGAUAAUUGGGUUGAUUUCUCACAUCGGAGGACAGGUUGGAAGGUUAGGGGUGUUGUUUUCUAAGAUGGGCCACGUUGCUCCCGGUGCUAAAAGACAGAUUGACCUUAGUUGUAAAAUUUGCAAUUCUCUGUCACCAUUGCUGAAUAACAUCGAGAAGCUCGCCAAAAUCCAUGGAGAACCUUAUGCUUAUCUGAUUGAGCUGAUAUUAUUUCACAAGGAAAUUUUAAGAUUUGCAUACGAGGUAGUGGACAUCUUCAACGUUUCAAUAUUUUCCCAAAUCAUGGCAUCGGUAAUCAUCAUCUGUAUGACUGCGUUGAAAGUCAUAUCGGACCGCAAUGUGGUAUCGAUGAUUGGAAAUCUUAUUUAUUUGUUAACGAUGAUCUGCCAGAUUCUACAAUUUUGCUACGUCGGAAACGAUAUAAGCUAUUCGACUGGAAAAUUUAACGAAAUGGCAAUAUUUAGUAACUACCCCGAAUUCAACAAAACUACAGCCAGAGCUUUUCUCAUUUAUUUGACAAAAGUAAUUCAGCCAGCCGAUAUUAAAGUUGGUAAAGUCUUCAAAUUUUCUUUGACGUUAUCCACUUUUCUUUGGAUUCUCAAAACAUCCUAUUCCUACUUUGCUGUCCUCAACAGUGUGCGGUCGUAAAUUUCCACAAAAUUUGUU
This is a messenger RNA of Culex quinquefasciatus (southern house mosquito), 1079 nucleotides long. RefSeq names its product odorant receptor Or1. The record is from RefSeq and is a predicted model, not a curated record. The transcript has 6 exons. Gene Ontology annotation, cellular component: plasma membrane. Gene Ontology annotation, biological process: sensory perception of smell; detection of chemical stimulus involved in sensory perception of smell. Gene Ontology annotation, molecular function: odorant binding; olfactory receptor activity. Bases 135 to 1061 code for a protein of 308 amino acids. NCBI's taxonomy places the organism in Eukaryota, Metazoa, Arthropoda, Insecta, Diptera, Culicidae.